UUUUUUUCCGCCCUGCGCGCAUGUGCUCGCUCGACGCCGGCGCUUCCCUUUCCCGAGCGCUUUUCAGGCGAGCCUCGUUUCCAAAGUGAUUGGAGAAACCGCCGCCCGAGUGGCUGCCGCUUUUGCUUGGCCCGCCGAGAAGCCCCAGCCAUGCCUGCCCCGGCCCACUUCUGGGAGCUCCGGGCGGCGCUGCUCUGCGCCUUGCUGUGCGCGCGAGGCUUGGUCCCCAGCCAGGCAGGGGAAUGUAAAGAUCUGGAGUCAUGUAAGCAGUGCACUGAAGGCUCUCCUUCCCAGAAUAUUACAAACUGCAUUUGGAAACACUGUCAGGAAUCUCAUGAGAAGUCAGGUAUGGGGAGCUGCGUGAAGAAUGGAGAAGCGUUGAAGGAGAAAUGUUCAUUUUUCAACACUACUGUCAGCUGUGAAGAACUAAAGCUAACUACCACAGUGCAUCCCCACCCAACGACAAAGGAGCCUCCGCAACCAUCUUCCAAGCAGCCUAAGAUUCCCACACAUGGUUCGACCACCGGCCCACCCAAAACUCUCCCACCUGAGUUCUACCCGGCCGGCUUCGACUCUGCCAGCUUCAUUGGAGGGAUCGUCCUGGUGCUCAGCAUCCAAGCUGUCGCCUUCUUUGUGGUGAAGUUCCUCCGGUCAAAGGACAACACCUAUCAGACGCUGAUCUAAAGGCUGAUCUCCAGGGAGGUGUCUUGAUGUACAUCGUUUUGGCUGGAAGACCACUUGGAGAAGAGGCCAAUUUGGCCAUGUUUGGAAGCCAGGACAUUCUCUUUCCAUCUGAUGGAACUUCUGAAGAAGAUAAUCCAAAAAUCCGAACCUCAGCACCCUGUUACCAAGCCCAUGGUGCUUGGCUUGGAUGUACAAUAUGGCUCCUCUAGACUUGAUGCAGAAGACUAUACAGUAUAAAUGACUAUCCACAAGACCACGCUUUGAGCUGCAGGAAACUUCAUCUGCUUGACUGUGGAUGUAUGUAACUCAGAUUAAGAAUCUCUUCAACCAACUGGAAUUUUUCUUUAUAGGCUUUCUUUAUUGUAAUUAUUCUUCUUCUAAGCCCACAAAAAGCCUUUUAUCUCUUUCUUGAUACAAUGGAUCAAGCCCCGACUUUGCAUCUUAAGAAUUUAUUUUAACCUUUGAAUUCUUUUUUUCUGAUCUUUUUUAUUUCUUUCCUGGUGUUGUAAGCAGUGCUACAACAGAACAAUAUAUAUAGUUCAUGCAUUUGCAGAUUAAGCUGCUAAUCCUUUUUUUUUUUUAAAUGCCUGGCAGCCCUAAGGAUUAGCAAAGUGAUCUACUAGUUUUAGUUACUUACGAUUUCAGUGUAAAACUUUGUUACUUUAAAAAAAAAUGUGAGUGCCCCAUUCUAGUCUCUCCCAUUAUUGCUCAAAUGUUUAUUUGUUUUUCAAUCCUAACAGCCAAUGUGGAAUAGUUUUGCAACCUGAACUGCUUCGAUACAUGUCAAUUUAGCCAGGUGCUUUUUCAAUAGUGGUACCGUAUUCAGAUGUUAAAAUGCUUGGUUCCUCCUGUUAAACUGAUUGCGCAAAAGACAAGGGGUCUCCUUCACACGUAGCAUGUUUUCUGAUAGAGGAAUUGUAGACGACGGGAGCAGAAACCUAGCAGGCUUUGUGAAACUGAACUAAUGUUGAGCCUCUCUGAAAUUGCCUGUUUAUUGAAGAGUGAAUCCCUUAAAACACCCUUAAAACACAUCCUUCGGUUCUUUUCGAGAAGCAGAGAGAUCCUUUGCUACAAAACUGGCAGCGAAAGCAAGGGGGGGGAACCAAGAGGCUUUUUCAAAUAAAAUGCAAUAUUUAUGGACA
Messenger RNA from Crotalus tigris (Tiger rattlesnake), 1826 nucleotides. It is a transcript of the gene CD164L2, whose product is annotated as CD164 molecule like 2. NCBI's taxonomy places the organism in Eukaryota, Metazoa, Chordata, Lepidosauria, Squamata, Viperidae. The transcript is spliced from 6 exons. Bases 151 to 684 code for a protein of 177 amino acids. Gene Ontology annotation, cellular component: cytoplasmic vesicle. The record is from RefSeq and is a predicted model, not a curated record.